AUGGCGCCAUCCGCAGAGAAUUCUCCUCUACUGCCCCAGCAUCAAGUCUCCAAUACGUCACCACGGGCAACCCGGCAGCCGCGAUCAGUGUCAUUCAAUCCCCUCACGCAGAUUAGCACGUACGGCACUGCGUCUGCGUCUGCUUCUGACUCUACGUUUCGGCCCUUGCAAACAGGCUCACCUCCCAUCCAGAAUGCCAAUGCCCAGGGCCAGCGUCCGGGCAGCCAGCCCAUGCUCUCGGCCUUGAACAGCAAACUUCGGCGUCGCAAUAGCCAUAGUGCCCCCUUCAGUAACAUGUCCAACUCAGUGCAUACGGCACCCAAGAUCGGGCCGCAGCGAACCACUAAGAAAGCACAAAAGCUAAAAUUGCUGCCGGAUCCUGUGACGGAAGAGGAAGAAGGGUCUGAUGGAGAUUUCCCUCGGGAUGUCUAUUCACAAAUCACUCGAAUCAAAGACCCUGCCGCACGAAGCCAUGCCGCACGCCUUGGAAAGGCCGAUCGCGACCGCAUACCUCGAGUCACAGCUUACUGCACGGCCAAUUCGUACCGCCUCGAAGGCGUUAUCAAGUUCCUCAAAUCGCGGAGCAAGACUCGUGGAGCCAAUCCCAAGCUUUAUGACGAAUGUGUCUACUCGCCUUUCGAUUACCAGUACGAAGAUAAGCAGAACGGGAUUCGACUCUUCCAAGACCAAAGUGGUAACGGACACCACGAAAGGAGACCCAGCGAACGGCGAUACUCGGACAGUGCGGUGGAAGUUGAGGACAAUAAAAAGAACCGAAGGGAUGACUUGAUCGAUCUGCACGAGGAGGCUGGUCACUCACUCGAUCAUACCGAGCAACUCGUCGUUAAAGAUGCCCCCGGCAUUGAUACUACAAUCCACACACCCGAGGUGUUCCUCUUCGACUAUGGAACCGUCGUAAUAUGGGGCAUGUCCCCAGCCCAAGAAUCAAGAUUUUUAUCUGAUAUCUCGAAAUUUGCGACUUCUAUUCUGAGUCCCGAUGACACGCAAAUCGAGAACUUCAACUUCUAUUAUGCGCGCGAGUACCAGGCCCGCAUCUACAACGACUUCAUCUCUCUGCGCGAUCCUCGAAACCACAUGAUCAAGCUUGCGAUUUCUCAUGCCCUUGCCCAGUCGGUCAAAACAUCGCUGUUCGAAGACCUUGUAUCCGAGACCAUCACCGACACCGCGCCGCUACCAGCGCAGAUUGCGCAAACCGGUAGCGUCAACCUUACCCGCCGCCAAAUCAACAUGCAGAUUGGAGAGCUUUUCAUUCUACGUAUCAACAUCCAUUUGCAGGGAUCUGUUCUCGAUAGCCCGGAACUCUUCUGGGCAGAGCCGCAGCUGGAACCCGUUUACCAGGCUGUCCGAAGUUACUUGGAAAUGGACCAGCGUGUCGGUCUCUUGACAGAGCGACUGGAUGUCAUUGCCGAUCUUCUGGCCGUGCUGAAGGAUCAAUUGACACAUCGCCAUGGAGAAUAUCUCGAAUGGAUUGUUAUUGUCUUGAUUGCUGCGGAGAUUCUCGUGGCUGCAAUCAACAUUGUCGUCGACCUCUAUGCUGGAGUAGACUAG
Molecule: messenger RNA, 1569 nt
Organism: Penicillium soppii
Lineage: Eukaryota; Fungi; Ascomycota; Eurotiomycetes; Eurotiales; Aspergillaceae
Product: YagE family protein
Exons: 2
Coding region: 1-1569 (522 amino acids)
Source: RefSeq, a predicted model, not a curated record